Messenger RNA from Hypanus sabinus (Atlantic stingray), 6454 nucleotides. It is a transcript of the gene cytl1, whose product is annotated as cytokine-like protein 1. Gene Ontology annotation, biological process: positive regulation of transcription by RNA polymerase II. The transcript is spliced from 4 exons. The record is from RefSeq and is a predicted model, not a curated record. The coding region runs from base 5834 to 6250 and encodes 138 amino acids. NCBI's taxonomy places the organism in Eukaryota, Metazoa, Chordata, Chondrichthyes, Myliobatiformes, Dasyatidae.
ACAUGUAGAUUCAAACAACACACAGAGCAUAAAUUAUACAUAGACUAUACAUAAAUUAUACAAUUCAGUGAAGAAAAGGACUCAAAAACAAGACAUUUUGCCAAAAAAACACAAUCAGAGACAAGUCCAUGGUACAGCAAGAGGUGGUUCAUAGUUGUCUGUUGCUGACAACUAACAGGUCAGAUCAACAUUGAUAACAUAGAAGGAGAAUUAGGUCAUUUGGCCCAUCGGGUCUGUUCUGCCAUUCUACCAUGGCUGUUUUAUUAUCCCUCUCAACCCCGUUCUCUUGCUUUUUCCACAUAACCUUCGAUGCCUGACUAAUCAAGAAACUAUCAACCUCCAUUUUAAAUGUAUUCAAUGACUUGGCCUCCACAGCCAUUUGUGGCAAUGAAUUCCACAGAUUCAUUAUUCUCUGGCUAAAGAAAUUCUUCUUAAUCUCUGUUCUAACAAGACGUCCCUCUAUUCUGAGGCUGUGCUCACUGGUCCUAGACUUACCCACCAUAAGAAACAUUCUUUCCACAUCCACUCUAUCGAGGCCUUUUAAUUUUCAAUAGGUUUCAAUGAGAUCUCCCCUCUUUCUUCUAAACUCCUGCGGAUACAGGCCCAAAGCAAUCAAACAGUCCUUAUACAUUAACCCUCUCAUUUCCAGAUUCAUUCUCAUGAGCCUCCUCUCCAAUGCCCUGUCCAAUGGCAACAUAUCUUUUCUUAGAUAAGGAGCCUAAAAAUGCUCACAAUACUCCAGCUGCUACAAUACUCUGAUUAAUGACUUAUGAAGCUUCGACAUCACAUCCUUGCUCUUAUAUACCAGUCCUCUUGAAAUGAAUUCAAACAUUGCAUUUGCCUUCCUUAACAUUGACUCAACCGGCAAGUUAAUCUUCAGGGACCCUGCUUGAGGUCUCAGUUUUUUGUGCUCUUUGCCCAUUCAUCUAAGUCCUUCUGUAGAAUUCCUGUUUCUUUAACACUGCCUGCCCCUCCGCCUAUCUACAAAUAGUUCACAAACUUGGCCACAAAGCCAUCAUGUGAUUCAUUCAAAUCAUGGACAUAUAAUGUGAAAAGAAGUGAUUCCAUCACUGACUCAUGUGAAACACCACUAGCCACCAACAGCCAACCAGAAUUAGUCUCCUUUAUUCCCAUUCUUUGCCUUCUGCCAGUCAGCUUAUGUCCUAUCCAUGCUAGUACUUUUCCUGUAAUACCAUGGGUUCAUAUCUUGUUAAGCAGCCCCUUGUGCUGCUCUUUAUCAAAGGUCUUCUGAAAAUCUAAGUAAGUAACAUCCACUGUCUCUCCUUUGUCUUUCCUGCUUGGUAUUUCCUCAAGAAAAUCCCACAGAUUUGUCCGGCAAGAUUUUCCCUUAAGAAAACCAUGCUGACGUUGGCCUACUUUAUCAUAUGCCUCCAGAUAUCACAAAACCUCAUCCUUAAUAAUGGACUCCAACAUCUUCCCAAUCACUGAAGUCAGGCUAACUGGCCUAUAAUUUCCCUUCUUCUGCUUCCCUUCCUUUUUAAAGAGUGGAAUGAUAUUUGCAAUCUUCCAGUCCUCCAGAACCAUUCCAGAAUCUGGUCAUUCUUGAAAGAUAAUUACUAAUGCUUCCACAAUCUCUUCUGCUACCUCUUUCAAAACCCUGGGGUAUAAUCCAUUUGGCCCGGGUGACUAAUCUACCUUCAGACCUUUCAGCUUCUCAAGCACCUUCUCCCUAUUAAUAGCAACUACACUCACUUCUGCCCCCUGACACUCUCACAUUUCUGGCACUCCAAUAACGUCUUCCCCAGCGAAGACUGAGACAAGUACUUCUGGUUCAAAAUGGUGCUACCUGAGAUGUGUGAUGGCUUACUGGUAGUUUGGAAGGCAAGAGAUUUGACUAAAACCGUUAUUUAUCAUAUCAUUUUUGAAGCAAAUUGUGGUGAAUUGUUGCCGCAGACAGUGAGGAGGCAGGCAGAGGUGAGAUUGGUUUGGGGAUGUACUGUUCUAGGAGAGCAUGUUCAAGCCGGGGUAGCAGAUAGAGCUCCUGUCACUGCUGGAGAUGGAGUGAGCGAUUUGGAAAGGAGUCAAUGCAGAAGAGUUUCAAUGCCCGUCCACCUAACCCGGGCGUGAGCUUGGAUCACUCCAAGCACUGAGCCAAUUUGGUGAGAUCAAAAAUACCUUUGAGCUGGGCAGCACAUGCGUAUCGUGGCACUGCAGUACAGGUCCUAGGGAGAGGUGCCAGCUGGUGCUUGGACAAGUUAAACGCUGGUACAGAUAGACUGGAAGCCCAAGUGUUGGGAAUGGAGGCGAGGGUCAGGGUGACUUGCUCAUUCUCCUGUCAAUGUUCAUUCUUUUUCUGUGGUGCUGAGGCUAUGAACUGAUCCAGUUACUGUGUGUUUUUGUCCUGCAGGUGUGAUGAAUUAGGACUAAGGCUUGGGCCUACUCCAGCUGCUCUGAGAACGGAUCUGGGGACUCAGUCUAAUUUGGAAUGCUGUUAGUUUACUUCCAUUGUUUGCAUGAUUUGUGUUUUUUUUUCUCUUUCUCUGUGCUGUGGUUUCUGGUCUUUCUUUUUUUUAAAUUGGGUGUUUUGGGUGUCUUGCUUUGUGACUUCCUCUAAGCAAAUUCAGCUCAACCUGUAUAAUUUAUACUUCAUUGAUAAUAAGUGUGCUUUGAAUCUCUUUGAAGUACUUAUUAAGUUUGUCUGCCACUGCUUUGUCUCCCAUUACUAUCUCUCCUGCAUCAUUUACCAGUGGUCCAAUAUCCACUCUUACUUCUCUUGUACUCUUUAUAUAUCUGGAAAAAACUUUUGGUAUCCUCUUUUAAAUUAUUGGCUAGCUUACCUUCAUAUUUCAUCUUUUCUCUCUUUUUCAGUUGCCUUCUCUUUGUUUUUAAAAGCUUCCCAAUCCUCUCUCCCCACUAAUAUUUGCUAAAGUAUAUGUCUUUUCUUUUCUUUUUAUGCUGCCUUUGGCUUCUCUUGUCAGCCACAGUUGUUUUAUCCACCUUUAGAAUACCUCUUCGUCUUUGGAACGUAUCUAUCCUGCAUCUUCCGAAUUGUCCCCAAAAACUCCAGUCACACUGUUCUGCCAUCAUCUGUGGUAGUGUUCCCUUCCAAUCAAUUCUGGCCAGCUCUGCUCUCAUACAUCUGUGAUUUCCUUUACUCCACUGUAAUACUGAGACAUCUAACUUUAGCCUCUCCCUCUCAAACUGCAGGAUGAAUUCUAUCACAUUAUGAUCACUACCUCCUAAGGGUUCUUUUCCUUUAACAAUCUUCAUUAAAUCUGGUUCAUUACACAGCACCCAAUCUAGAAUCUCCUUUCCCCUAGUGGGCUCAACCACAAGCUGCUCUAAAAAGCCAUCUCAUAGGCAUUCUACAAAUCCCUUCUCUUGGGAUCCAGCGCCAACCUGAUUUUCCCAAUUUACCUGCAUAUUGAAAUCCCCCUUGACUAUCACAACAUUGCCCUUUUACAUGCCUUUUCUAUCUCAAAUUGUAAUUGGUAUACAAUAAGCUCUACAGAACGAAACACAAAAUGUAUUAAAUAAUGUAGGGCCACUAUAUCAGAAACCGAGAUUCUCUACAUGGACUUGGUGUAUACUCACUGAGAAUUUCCAGCAUUUUUUUCUAUAUUAUAUGAGACAGGAUUUCUCUUCAUCUCCACACAUUAUGACAUGACAUACAAAUCAUACUAUACACAAUUUUCUGCCAAUUGCUAUAAUCUAUAAAAGUUCAAACUGUUUCUAUGAGGUCCUCCCUCAUUCUUCUAAAUUCUAAGUAUAGUCCAAGAGUGGUUAAACGUUCCUCAUAAGUUAACCCUCUCAUUCCCAGAAUCAUUCUAGUGAAACUUCUCUGAACCCUUUCCAACGUCAGCACAUCCUUUCUUAAACAGGGAGCCCAAAACUGCACACAGUACUCCAAGUGAGGUCUUACUAGUGCCUUAUAGAGCCUCAACAUCACAGUCCAGCUCCUAUACUCUAUUCCUCUAGAAAGGAAUGCCAACAUUGCAUUUGCCUUCUUCACCACCGACUCAACCUGGAGGUUAACCUUAAGGGUAUCCUGCACGAGGACUCCCAAGUCCCAUUGCAUCUCAGAACUUUUCCAUCUGAGAGGUUGCUUCAUCCAUCCUGGCCAUUCGCUGUCCAGUAGUGAUAGAACUCUAUAAUGUGGUCCUCUCCUACAGAAUCUUUCUACAUCAUAAUAACUCUUUGUUUCCAAUUAAGGAAUGGCAGGCUCUCUGAGAACGAGGCCAUUGCUAGAUCAUACCAUUCAUGAGAUAAUUGCUCCCAGAGCAAUUGAAAACUGAACAAGAUCAAUAAUAGUUUUCUGUACAUUUAAACAGAAAACUAUGAUAACUCUUGUUUCCAAGGGUACUAAUGAUUGUGGAAUUAGCAAUAAAUCCGAGUCCCACGAUGACCAUGGAAUAGAGGCUCCUACUGUAGCAAUGGGAAGUUUCAUUGUGCUAACAAGUCUCCUACCAAAAGACAUAGGGAUUGUCCAAGCUCCAAUCUUUAACUUUCCACAUUAGCCUGUUUAUUGUAAGCAGUCACAAUGGGUUAAACAUGCUUAGAUUAGAAAAACAGUGCCUCAAUUGUUACUCAGUAGAGAGAAUUUACAUCAUUAACAAAUGAGAUUAACUGAUUUAUUAAAAAGACUGCAGGAAGAUGGAAGUUUAGGAUGGAUUAAGGUUCUUUCAUCAAAGUUUGGGGAGAUUUGAUUCAAGUUGUAAAAUCACAGAGGAUUUAGAGUAGACAGAGUUAAGUAUUGAGAAUAUUUUCCAAACUAAUGUAAUAAGAAUAUUUAAGUAAUGAGUAUAUUUUUCCAAACUAAAGCAGCCAAGAACCAGAAGCACAGGUUUGAGUCCUUUAACAAAAUGACUAGAAUUGAUGGGAGAAUAGAUGAGUUGUUGGGAGGUGCAGUUCAUUGAUGCAGCUCAAAGAAGUGCCUGUUCAUCACUAUAUCACUAAAUAACAACCAAACAAAUAAAUAAAUAUAUGAAUAGGCAGAUAUAUAGAUAAGUAAGUAAGUAAAUGAAUAAAUAAAUGGGUGGCUCAGGUCUCAAAUGCACUGGCUGAGUAUAAGAAAGAUAGGAACUCACUGGUAGCUUUCAAAAGGACAUUUGGCAAAAAGUAAAGAAUGGGAUUUAUGGAAAUAAUAGGAAAUAGGUUGCUCCUCUAAAGAGCCAGUGUAGAUUUAAUUGUGUUAAUUAGCUCUUCGUGCGUAAUUCUCCAUGUCCAAGUCCCAUACCAAGUUAUUGCCUAUGUUAGGAAACAGAAUAAAAACACACAGGGUGUUUCAUUCUGUUGCUUUUUGCACUAUGUGUAUGUUGACUUGAUUGAGAAUUGGUUUCCAGCUCCCAGCUUUUUAUAAUACAAUUUCCUUAAAAUAACUUAAUUUCACCUACCUAUGAUAACAGAGUCUGGACUAUAAUGCUUAGUAUUCCAAUUCACACGAUGUAUGAUUUUUGUUAAAGUUCAUAAGGAAUUAGGACAACAGCUAUUAGCGAUGGCCGUGAAUAAGGCAAGGCAAACCUGAAAUAUCAAACCUCACCCUGUAUGAACAGGAACGCUUCUGCUAAUUAUAACCUGGUCUAAAGUUAGUCAACAAAACGGUUUUGUGUUGUGGUUUUGAUAGGAACUUGAGAACCAUGCUCCUAAAUUUAGUUCAAUAUAGUCUGGUUCACAUUUGGGAUCCUUCUGUUGGAAUACAUCCAGACAGACGUCAGCAAUAGUCAUCACCGAAUCCAGAAGGUCAUGCGCUGGAUUCAUAAACUGGAGCAUAUUUCGGAAUGGGCACAUUUCAAACUUCACGGAAAUAGAAGGAAGGCGCCAGGAGGGGAACUUCACUUUAGAAUUUACAGCUGGCUGCAUACUUUAACGAGUUAUGGAUCUGCUAAGAAAAGUUGUCCUCUUGUCCACUCUCCUUAUAAUCGUUGAUUCCGCCCCACCGACUUGUUAUUCGGCUGUUUUGAAAUUAAGCAAAGGAAUUAUGGUGACAAUGGAAAGAUUAGAGAAAUAUCCUGUCACGAGCCGUUGUGUUGCCCAUUUGCCCAAACUAUAUAUUGAUGUACACAACGCUUGCGUGUUGGUCAAACUUCGCGAUCACAUCUAUGCUUUGGAAAAUCUCAUCGCUGCCGAAUGCAAAGAAUUAAAAAGAAUUGCUUUUCUGAAAUUCCGUAUUGCGCGAUUGUAUUCAAUGAUCAGCCGACUCUGCCGCCGGGAUCUUGUGUUUCUCACUGAUGAUUGCCCAGCACUAGAACGGCCUCCACCCCCAGAACCUGAAGAAGACAACUUAAAGUGAAUCCUUUGGGUUAACAGAUUCAGUGGUAUCACACGUUUUGUAUUAUUCCAACAGUCUCUCCAUACGAAAACCCACCACAUUAUUUUAACCACAGAGCUAGUUCUAAUAGGAUAGUGCAGACUUGGAUUAUAUAAAACCAUUUGGUACAUUGCAUUCAAUGAUCUAAUCAUUUUAUGUGUGUUAUAUGAGAGGUGUAGUGUGGCA